Messenger RNA from Microplitis mediator, 1350 nucleotides. RefSeq lists its product as uncharacterized. The transcript has a single exon. NCBI's taxonomy places the organism in Eukaryota, Metazoa, Arthropoda, Insecta, Hymenoptera, Braconidae. Bases 114 to 929 code for a protein of 271 amino acids. The record is from RefSeq and is a predicted model, not a curated record.
AAAGUAGUUUUGUAGUUGAGAAGACUUAUUUUCUACGAAACGCAUUUAAUGCAACAGAUUAAGGUAUCUAUUAAAGCAAAGUUUAUUCGUAAAUUGGCGAUAGUAAUCUCACAAUGAUCAGACCUGUAACUGCAAUUGUUUGUUUGUUUGUAAUUAUUUCAUUGGUAGCCAUAACAUUAUACUUCACUAUUCGUCAGCCGAGUGAUAAUGCAAUCAAUAAAGUCGUCGAUGAUCCAAAAGAAGAAAAAUUCAAAAAUAACGUAAAAUCAGCAUCAUCAUUACUUCGCAAUCUUCGGAGUGUAGAGUAUUGUCAACCCAUCGUUGAUGAAGCAAAUGAUCAUGAUUUUAUCAAUAAAUUAUUGAGACGUCUUAAAAUUGUGAAUUUACAAGAUGAUGGAUCAAUAGGAAAAUUAAGUAAUUUCGCUUGCAGUAUAUCACAUCACUAUGCAAAUACAAAUAAAAACGUAAAUUAUAAAGUUUGUCUUGAGAAAAUAAUUAAUUAUAUUUAUGAUGAAUUGUUUCAAGAUUUUAACCCACAGUACGUAAGCAUGAAUUAUUAUAAGUAUGCUGAAAAGUAUGCAAGAAUUUUUCUUUUAUACGGGUAUCAUUUGGAAAACGAUGGAACAGCCGGCCUCUAUGAAGAACAAUGUCAUCCCGUUAUCGUCAAAUUGUUGCCGAAAUUGAAUUAUAUUGUUGAUGCUAAUAGCUUUGAGGAUGUUGAUUUUCUUUGGAUUAAUACAACCCGCCUGUUAACUAAUUAUCUCUGCGAUAAAGACCAGUAUGAUAAAGAUGUAAAGAGUCCUGAAAUGACAACAUUUCGUAGUUCAGUUGAUUCAAAUGCAGCAAAAGAUUAUAGUGAUACGUUAUAUUUAGGUAAGGAGUACGACUUUUACUUUAGAUUGUAUAAGAUUAUAGUUGAAAGCUUAUAAUGAACAAAUUAUUCAUUAUUUUCAUGAUUAAUCAUUAAAUAAUUAAUCAUAUUCGAGUACGAUUUUUAAAAAGCUGAAUUACACGGAAAUAAAUUUACGGUAAUAAUUACAAUAUCCUAUGAAAUUGGUUUCCAUCUCUUAUGGUAACAAAUUUUUUCAAAAUAUCGAUCAUAAAAAUGGCACCUAUACAAAAAUUAUGAUAACCAUUCUUAUCUAUAAGAAUAGUUCCUACGAAAUUAUGGUAAUAAUUCCCAUAAAAUUUAGAAAAUUUUCAUAUUACAGGAAAAAUUACCAUAGUAAUAUGGCGACGAUUACUAUAAUAUUAUAGAAAUAUUUCAUAUAUAUUAUGGGUACAGUAUUAUGCUAGUUAUCAUGAUGUAUAUGGUCUACUCUUAUACGCAUCUAGGAACCGUUUCAAUGU